UCGACCCAGCUCCAAUCAGACUGAUUCUCCCGCUCGAAUUUAAUUUAACCAGGAAAUAAACAAAAACAUUCAAAAUGUUUGUACCCGAAACGGAGGAUAUGCUGCCUAGAUCGGCGCCCAGGCCAAGUGCAGCGGUGCCAAUGGGGCACACCAACGAAAUAGUACGACCCACUGUGCCUGAGGUGUCCAUAUUGUUUGGUCAAGCGCCGCAGGAUCAGCAAAUUCAGGUGCAGCAGCAGCCUCUGCAAGAGCCAUCACCUCGCGCUGCGCCGACUUUUGCGUCUUGGAAGAAGCAGAUGCUUCCCCGGGUCAACUUCUCGCCCAUCCUUGCCACGGAAUUGGGACCACGAACUCCUCCAAACAACAGUGGUCCUUGCUCAUCCAACGAGUACAUUAUGGCGACGAGGAAUCGCAACUACACAAACGAUGCACCACCAAGUGGAAAUCAAAUGGGCGCCAGCAAUUCAGGAGGGUAUAAUGCCGAACCCAAGCAGCAGACUUAUCAAGGCAGGCGCUUGUCCAGUUCGUCUAACGCUGAUGUCCUAACGAUUUGUGCUGGUACACAAACCGAUUCCUUUAACCCAACUCCUCCGCGUAAUUCCCUGCCCUCAGUGGUUUACUCGGACAUUGACGUCAGCAACCUGGCCAAUAAGACUGACUUGGCGGAACUGGUUUCCCUCAUGGAGUCCAUGCGCCAGGAGCAGCAGCAGCUUAAGAAUCUUUGUUUGGUGCUUUUGGAGCAACAACAGCGAGUGAAACCCGAAGCCAUCUCGAAAGCCAGCAGAUCAACUGCUAUUCAGUGUGAUAUUUUGACUACCAAUAAUGGCAGACGAAUAUCUCCGAUUAUACAAGAUUACAUAGCAGAAGAUGAGGAGCCAGUAGCCUCGCCUCAAGCUCGAGUGAUUCCGCAGUUUCAAUCUCCACGAUCCACUCCGCCCAUGGCUCAAUCUACGGGCUAUCGGGCUAAUACGCCCCAAAGUAAACGGAUUCCUCAACUGGCCAAGCCAAACACCGAGAAGAGCAUGGUGAUGAACGAACUCGCAUUAAAGUACUUGCGCCAGCCCGUCGACGAGCUUAUGAAGGAGAUUCGCCUAGGCUCGUCGCCGAAGUCCCCUAAUCCAGAACCCCUUCGCCAGAUUGAUAAUCUCGCCCACUCCCAGAGUCCCAACGACAUUUCAAAUGCUUCGUACAAGUACCUCAAGAAAUACCGCCUGCUGCCCGAGGAACAACUGGAGCAAGUGUGCCCACGAUCUCCAACGGCAGCGGCGGCCUCCUCGCCACAAAUGCAACUUGAUUUGGAGAACAUUAGGAACCAGCCGAAACUGUUGUGAAAGCAAAGAUCAUUUUUUU
Molecule: messenger RNA, 1350 nt
Organism: Drosophila rhopaloa
Lineage: Eukaryota; Metazoa; Arthropoda; Insecta; Diptera; Drosophilidae
Gene: ana2
Exons: 2
Coding region: 75-1331 (418 amino acids)
Source: RefSeq, a predicted model, not a curated record